Linum trigynum is the source of this 909-nucleotide messenger RNA. NCBI's taxonomy places the organism in Eukaryota, Viridiplantae, Streptophyta, Magnoliopsida, Malpighiales, Linaceae. The record is from the annotation of a GenBank genome assembly.
GUCUCUUGUCCCAUAAUAGGAUAUCCACUAGUCACGUAUGAAACUAUAUCUUCAUGAAACGUGACUGUUUAAGCCUAGAUACUUCACUCCACCAAGCGCGCCUAAUCCACUGCACCACAGGCGCCUAGGCCCUGCAAAACUAGCGCCUAGAGGGCUGGUGCCGCCCGUUAGCACUCCAACGAUCAAGUCAGUGCUGAUCCUAGAGAGAUAAGUGAAGAAAUAGAACUUAGUGAGAGAAACCGACCUGAGUAAAUGCCACCUACCGAGUGCUAUUUAUACUACUCGAGCUCCUCGGCCAUGCUCCGACCAACUCCUGCCACCAAGCCUUACGUCAGCCAAGCAUUAAAUGCCUGGUCUGGUCCAACGUCCGAGCGCCUACACGUGGCGCGUCGUCCGACUCUGGCGUCAGGGCGCAUGGGGGGACCAUUCGCCUACGUGGUGCUUUUCCGACCAUCCUCAGCCGUACUUCUUUGUCCACGAGUCUAUUUUGUCGCCAUGCGCCCCUUUACCGUUGGUGCCUCCCAAGUCAUGUCUCAAUGGGCCACUAAUGGGCUCCAAGCCCAUCAGGCUUUGGGCUUAGAUGGGCUUAUCUAUGUUUCCCCAACAAUUGCCCCCCAGUUAGGUACUCACAUGUGAGUGCCUAAUUAUGAAAGAACUGAUUUAGCGCGAGGGGCUCUGUUAAGGUACCCGUUCACCGUUCAUCCUUACAAGGGAUUUUAGCAAGUGCCUGGCACCACCUUGCCCCCCACACCAUGUGUCUGUUGGCCUCUACCGACGCUUGUGAACUUUCACCCGCUUUUAUGAAAACAAGGUGAAACAGGUGCCUGUUCGUGACCCCUCCCCUGCCUUUAUUCAACCGGGCGCCUGUUUGUGGCUCUUUGCCUGCUUGCAUAAAGAUAGGCGCAUAAU